Messenger RNA from Telopea speciosissima, 975 nucleotides. RefSeq names its product probable serine/threonine-protein kinase WNK6. The transcript has a single exon. The coding region runs from base 11 to 949 and encodes 312 amino acids. Gene Ontology annotation, cellular component: cytoplasm. Gene Ontology annotation, biological process: protein phosphorylation; intracellular signal transduction. NCBI's taxonomy places the organism in Eukaryota, Viridiplantae, Streptophyta, Magnoliopsida, Proteales, Proteaceae. Gene Ontology annotation, molecular function: protein serine/threonine kinase activity; ATP binding. The record is from RefSeq and is a predicted model, not a curated record.
AUUCAACAAUAUGGGUUCUCCGGAAAGCGAUGAUCUAGAACCUCCCGACCCUGACGCCGUAGAGACAGACCCAACUGGUCGCUACAUUCGCUACGGCGACGUUCUCGGCAGAGGAGCUUUCAAGACUGUCUACAGGGGAUUCGACGAAAUUGAUGGAAUCGAAGUAGCGUGGAGUCAAAUCGAGCUCGAUUGCCUGUCGCAGAAGCCACAAGAUAUUGAAAGGCUUGACUCCGAAGUUCACCUUCUCAAGUCUCUGAAGCACAACAACAUAAUCAAGUUUUACAGUUCAUGGGUCGAUGAUCUAAACAAAACCAUCAACAUCAUCACCGAAAUUUUUAGCUCAGGGACCUUGAGACAGUACAGCAAGAAGCAUAAGAAGGUAGACAUGAAGGUUGUGAAGGGUUGGGCGAGGCAGAUCUUAAUGGGUCUCGAUUAUCUUCACAGUCACAGUCCCCCUGUCAUACAUAGGGACAUCAAAUGUGAUAACAUCUUCAUCAAUGGCAACCACGGUGAAGUUCGGAUAGGCGAUCUCGGAUUGGCAACGGUUCUACAAGAGACAAGGGCUCGGACCUAUAUCGGAACUCCGGCGUUUAUGGCACCAGAGCUUUAUGAAGAAGAUUACAAUGAGUUGGUGGAUAUAUACUCCUUUGGGAUGUGUAUGCUAGAGAUGGUGACUUUUGAAUUGCCUUACAGUGAAUGUAAGAACCCAGCUCAGAUUUACAAGAAGGUAAUGGGUGGAAUAAGGCCUGUUGGGUUAUCUAAGGUGAAGGAUCCUGAAGUGAAGAGGUUCAUUGAGAAGUGUCUUGUUCCAGCAGAGGAAAGGUUGUCUGCUAAGGUGCUCUUGAAGGACCCUUUUCUGCAAACUCCGGAUGGUAUGUGUGAUUUCCCUGUUAGUUGUUUCUCUUCAAACCCAGAAAUGAAAAACUUUAUUUGUAUUCAAGCAAUUUGAAUUUUGUGACAAUUCCUUCAUAUAUU